GCCGACAUCGGGGUCGCAACAUGAGGAAGACUAUCAAAGUUACUGUGCAAGAGGCGGAGGAAGGGAAGCCGCUAGAUGAACCUGUGGACUUCGAAACGGCGAUUUCGCUAACAGGCUUCGGGAAGUUUAACUACAUGCUGCUGCUGGUGGCCUUCCCGGCAGCCAUGGUCAGCGUCUUCGACACAACAACGAUGGCUUACAUUCUGCCAGUGGCGCAGUGCGACCUGGGCCUUACCAACCUAGACAAGGGUGGCCUCAAUGCCAUCACCUACGCCGGCAUGAUCACUAGUGCGUUCAUGUGGGGCGGUCUCUCAGACACGCUGGGCCGUCAGCGCCUGCUCAGGAUCAGCCUGAUAGUGGACGGCCUGCUGGCGCUCGCCUCGGCAUUCGCUGUCCAGCUGUGGGCCAUGUUCCUGCUACGGUAUCUAGUCGGCUUCACGGUGUGCGGCCCGUACGCCAUGCUGAUGUCGUUCUUGGCGGAGUUCCACAGCACCAAGUACCGCUCACGCUGCAUCAUGUUCACCGGCAUCGGAGUCGCCACCGCCAACUACCUCAUCCCCUCGUUCGCGCUGGCUCUGCUGACGCAGACGUGGGAAUUGGAGGUGGGCAGCGGCCUGGUGCUCAAGCCGUGGAACGUGUUCAUCAUGGCGUGCUCGCUGCCCGCUCUGCUAGCCGGCAGCCUUAUGUCCUUCUUCCCCGAGACGCCCAAGUUCCUCAUGUCCAAGGGCCGCAACGGCGAGGCGCUCAGCGUCUUCCGCAAGAUCUACGCCCUCAACACCGGCCGCAGCCCGGACUCAUACCCGGUGCAGCGGCUGGUGGACGAGCUGGAACUGCGCAAGGCGUCUGUGGCGAGCACUAUGAGCGUCCACCAGAGCGCCAUCCAGGGCCUGAAGAACGCCUGGCGCCAGAUGCGACCCCUCUUCGUCAUGCCGCAGCUACCCAAGGCCGUGCUCUCCUUCUCCAUACAGAUCCUAUGCUUGUUCAGCAUGAACACGAUUCGACUGUGGCUACCGCAGAUCUUCGCGACCAUGGAGGAGUUCUUGUACUUCCAGCAGCUGACGGACGGUGUGGGCAUGGCGUCGCUGACAGUCAAUGACAGUGAUAACUCUGUGUACCUGUGCGACAUGCUCACCUACCAGUCCGUGCCACAGGUGGACAACUCGUCGAUCGUCAGCAAACUCGUCGAUCUCCUCGACGGCGACAAUGAUAAUGACAUUGUCAAUGCGACCCUUGCCAUUGCUGGAAAUACGCCCUGUCUGCCUACAGUGGCCAACAGCCGACUUUACAUCAACUCUAUUAUCGUGGGUGUGGUGUCUGCGUUGGGCUACAGCUGCGCGGGCCAGUUCGUCAACUGGCUGGGCUACCGAACUCUGAUGAUGAUCUGCUUCUUCUCGAGUGGAGCUUUCGGCAUCGGAGUCCAGUGGUCGACCAACACCGACCUGACGCUGGCCAUGCUGUCGCUGUACCUGGCGCUCGUCGGAAUCUGCUCCACCUGCAUGAUGGGCGUCGUCGUCACCAUAUUCCCCACCUCUCUAAGGACCACGGCUGUCAGCCUGACGAUGAUGUUCGGCCGAAUCGCUGCUCUAUCGGGCAAUGUCAUCUUCCCUGUGCUCCUGGACAUAAGCUGUCAGCUGCCCUUCUUCAUUGUUAGCGGUGUCAAUAUAGCUAACGCUGCUUUCACCCGCUUGCUGCCCGUCACCAAGGGAAAGACGUUAGCGUGAAGCACGUGGAGCCACACACUGGUAAAGCUAAGAGUGAAGCAGUUCCGGGUGUCGGUAACGACGCUGCGGUACCUACGGUCGACUCAGCGGGUCACUGCUGAGAUGUCAACAUUCUUCACUGCAGGCACAUCUUCUCGUCUUCUACUUAAACUGCCGGGUGCGCUAUGUCCCUCGUAAACACCGUGUGUGUGAUAACGCAGCUCAACGGUUCCUCAUCAAAGUGAGGAACGUCUCAGU
This is a messenger RNA of Schistocerca nitens (vagrant locust), 1958 nucleotides long. RefSeq names its product synaptic vesicle glycoprotein 2C-like. Bases 21 to 1721 code for a protein of 566 amino acids. The transcript is spliced from 12 exons. Gene Ontology annotation, cellular component: membrane. Lineage: Eukaryota; Metazoa; Arthropoda; Insecta; Orthoptera; Acrididae. The record is from RefSeq and is a predicted model, not a curated record. Gene Ontology annotation, biological process: transmembrane transport. Gene Ontology annotation, molecular function: transmembrane transporter activity.